Messenger RNA from Megalobrama amblycephala (Wuchang bream), 3521 nucleotides. RefSeq lists its product as uncharacterized. The record is from RefSeq and is a predicted model, not a curated record. The coding region runs from base 67 to 1197 and encodes 376 amino acids. Lineage: Eukaryota; Metazoa; Chordata; Actinopteri; Cypriniformes; Xenocyprididae. The transcript has 15 exons.
CUUCAGUCUCCAGAAGCACAAUCUGGAACCUUCAGCUCUUCUCUGGUCUUUUGUCCAAACAUCUGUAUGUCCAUCGCCUUCUUCUUCUGGGGUCUCACUGAAGGAUUUCUGCAUGAGACCGUCACUUGCUGUGCUCUUUAUAUCCUGAGGCCUGUUAUGUUGAUUUGGGCUUUGCCUCAUUUAAAGUAUCUUCAUGACAACAUUAAAACAUGGAUCAGGUCUUUCAAAAUAACAAGUGAAUUUGCUGUUUUUACAGUCAUUGUUUAUUCAGUUCUUUUUACAUAUGGAUGGAGAAAGAGUGCACAUGAUACAAGCAUCGAACCUCGUGUAGGUUCUGGACUAUACUUUGGAGAUGUUGUGCUGUCAUGUCUCCUCCUGAGUGCAGUUGAGUUCAUAAGGCUAUCCAGUCAAGAGCGGCCAAGAGGGGCUUUUUUCUCACGCAUCCAAACUCUAGUUUUGUUAAAUGGGAUUUUCCUCUUGUCUUCGAGUCAAUUGUCCCAGUUGAUCUUCUCAUUUGGACUUCCCUCUCUAGAAUUUGUAAUGAUGCCAUUUGUUCAAGCACUACUGCUUCUCUGUGUACCAGUUUUACCUUUUCUUCAAUCAAAGUUCAUAUGUCUCUGCCAAAGAUGGAUAACAUUAUUUUGGAUAAUAAUAAUAACACUCCUGGAUAUUGGCCUUGUGAUUUAUAUUCAUCUAACCAUAUUGGAAAGGGAGAAAGAGUACAUGGGAUGGAUCUGUGUGAUUGUUUUUCUUGAAGUUCUGAGGAUGAUAGCAGUCUAUGAAUUCAGCAUGACAGAUGAGUUAGAAAAUUCAGGAGUCCAGAGACAACAACAGACUGAGACGAGCCAACAAGGAUCACAUGCAUUGCAUCUCUGUCAUGAAAUCAUGUACAUGUUUGGAGCAGUUGGUCUUGUUUUGUUGAACUCUGUUACACUGACAGCAGAACUGAUCCUGAAAGCACGAAACGGUGAGCGUAUUGUGAAGGAUCUGAGAGUCCUUGUCUUCCCCUCCGAAUGUGUUUUUGCCUUGUAUUGCCUGGUUUUACAAAUGCAUGCGUUCUGGAAGAUUGAUACAACUGAAUCUACACACGAUCAAAGGAACUCAGAUCAAGCAGAAAGCCCUCAACUCAUGAAGUCAGAGACUCAUGAAAUGGAGAAUCUGUCUGAACCAGAUUCUGCUUUUUCACAGACACCGUAAUGAGACACAGACUCUUCUACAUUUCUCCUGCACUUUUAUGCUCUCUGUCUGCAGUAGAUGAGCUCCUCUGGAGUAAAAACCAACUACCUGAGACUGAAGACUUCAAAAAUGUCUGUCUUCUGCCUCAAAUUACUUGAAUAAUUUUAUAUUGGUUGUUGAAUUGUUUCAAAAGUGGCAGUAUUAAGUUGUUGCAGUAUUAAGUAAACUAAACAUUUCAGUCAGAUUUCGUUACAGCUCUUAUGUAAAUGUGGCGUAUUUAAAAAUGGUGAAUAUUCAUCUUUGAGUAUUUAUUAGUUAAAUAUGAAAUAGUUGAACAUGUUUUGUAAAUGUUUUUUGUGUCUAUUGCAUCUGUACUGUACUGCACUGUAAAAAAAAAAAAUCCCGUGAAAUUUACGUAAAAAAAAAUGGCAGCUGUGGUUGCCAGAAAAAAAUACGGUAAAAAAUAAAAAUUGUUUCCAACCUACCAACCUAAUUUACCAACCUAAUGAAGUACUAAUACCUGUUUUGUACUUUUGUAAUACACUGACAACCAUCAAUAACACAGUGGUGAUGAGAGUCACAUGAUCAGGGGCACCGCUAAGGGGGGAGAAGUUAAGACUAUUCUUAGGGCCCAUGCACUUUUGGGGCCCCCAGUGAUCAGUUUUAUUAGUAGUAACAGUCAGUGCUCACUAGUACGCAGUACCCCGGCACUUCUCACAUGUUGCCGGUAUUCUGAACGCCAACACCGAAACGUAGAAUCAUCAGGCUAUUAAUUUAUUGUAUACGUCGCACGUUCGGAGCUUGACUGACUGAAGCCCAAUUGUUUGAUUUUGGAUGAUUGGCACGCUAAUCACUGUAGGCGCGUUCACCGGCUCGCUCAAAAUGUGCCACCCACUUGGAUUCUAUUAACGAUAGUAAACGCUACAGAGAAAGUCGAACAUGAUCUAAAACAGCCUAAAAAAAAAUGACUGAUGAAAAGAGGGGAAAACAUCAUCCUGCAAGCUUUUUAAACACACGAAGACCACAUUUACUAGAAUUGAUCACGUUCUAUUGUAUUUAUUGUGGCAAUAAUAGAUUUUUCACUAAGGAAUAGAUUUUUCACUAAGGAUUUAUAUUACAGCUGUGGCAUGUUGUAGCUAUAGUUUCUAAACUGUGUUGCUAGUUUUCAUAACAAAUGCUAUAAAAAGAAAAAAAAGAAAAAAUGGCCUUACCUGUAAUUGUAUCCUUAUUGUAACAAAUGCUAUAGUUAACAAUUACAAGAACUGUUAUUUUAAGGCUGAGUAAAAGUUAGAAAGAGCUUUAAAAUAUGGACCUUCUUGAAUUUUUGACUAAAUAAUUGUUUUUGUUUAAGAAUGUAUGUAUAUAAAUAUAUGAUUACUGUACUGUAUUUUUCUAUUACAUUUACAUUUGCAUAAUAAAUCAUCUAGCUUCAGCCAUGGUAGGUCUCUGACUACAUACUGAUAUCUAGAGGUCAAAAGCAAUAGCAAAAGUAAUCAUUAAAUUGCAGACAAUGAUUUUGGAUAGCUAGGUUGACUUGUAUGUUUGGUGCGGAAUGGGUGCGGUAGGGGCCCCAACCUCAUAUUCAUUUAUAGGGCCCAAAAUUGCUAGCGGCAAGGUACACACAGUGUUAUUCACACAAAAACUAAACACCAUCAUGGUAACACACAAUUUUUUUUUAAAUACUAUAAACUCUAAUUUAACAACAUUAGAUGUAACAUAAAACCCUAAUGUAUAUAACUGAUUAAGAAAAAAUUAAGAAACGAAAAUAAAUCAAAUCUGUCAUGCAGGGAAUUGUGGGAAUGUCAAUUUACAGUUUUUCACCAUAAAUUAUACAAUGACUUAUUUUUCACUUCCAAAACCUGUAAAAUCAGUCAUUUUUUUUACAGUGCAGGCAUUGUAUUUUAUGAACAUGCUGUUACUUUUUUACUUUCGAUGACACAGAGUCCUUUUUUGCCAACUGAAAAUGGAUCUGCUUAUGUUUGUGUCUUUUAUUUUGAUAAUGUCUCAGGGUAUGUUUCACUAAUAGUGGUGAAGUUGCAGAAUUGGCUCUGAAAAAUUUACAUCUAUCCUAUUAUAGUUGUUUAAAACAAACCCAUUUGUAAAGUGUCUGAAUUGUUAGUUCAUGUGUGUGAGUGCAUUUCAGUUAUAAUAAAUGUUACGAGAAUGCUUCUAUAUAGACAUUCUAUAAAUGUCUUCAAACUCAUUAGAUAAGAAAAAAAUCUUUCUGCUUGAGAAGUGUUCAGUUUAUCUUAUACCAGUUUUUCAGUAGACUAUUUCUUUUAAAAUGUAAAAUAAUGUAAAAUAUAUUCCUGCAUGGUUGUUUAAGAAAUGAUAAUCUACACACU